ACAUUAAAUUGAUAUCUUCAAAUCUAAAUCUUUAAAAUUGAAAAUUGCUCGAUCUCUAUCUGUCCUAAUUAUAUUAAGUAUUUUUCUCCCGAAGAAUAGAAAUCCUCUCCUUUGAUAAAGGAAGAAGAAGAAGAAAUAUCUCGGAAAGAAUUGGUUUGAAAAGAGCAGUUGGCAGCACAUGGUAGCGUCUCUGCCGCCAUUUUGCGCCAUUCUCCUGUAAUUACGAUUCGCGACGCUAAGCUGGAAGCUUUUUGGAAUAUCAGCAAAGAUUUAGUUAAUUUAUAAUACAUAAUCUUUUUGAUAAAGCCUCAAGUGUCGUCAUGGGUUGCGAUGGUGGUACUAUUCCUCGCAGGGAUGAACUUGUCAGAGUGAAAAAGAAGCCGGAACAGAAAGACAAGGAAGCAGAAUUGGCUUUUAAAUGGAAACAUUGUACAAUACGACAAUUGCCAUUGCAGCCACCAAUCGUGGGUUGCAGCUUGGGUCAUCUAUAUAGCAAGGAAUCUGUAUUGGAAGGACUUUUGGAUCGUACUACUCUUCCUGAAUCUGCUAUACAUAUCAAGAAUUUGAAAGAUGUGAGAAAUCUUAAUUUGACCCCAAAUCCAGCGUUUGAUGGUAAUAAAGCUGAGAAAGGGGAUGGGUACAACAAUGGAGGCAAAAGCCCAUAUAUUUGUCCAGUCAUCGGUUUGGAAAUGAAUGGGAAAUAUAAAUUCUGCUUCUUAUGGUCAUGCGGUUGUGUAAUGAGCGAACGUGCACUCAAAGAAGUGAAGAGUCUGACAUGUCACAAAUGUCAGCAACCAUUUGAAGAAACAGACAUAGUCAUAUUAAAUGCAGAAAGUGACGAUUUGGAACUCAUGAAGGAGAGAGCAACACUUAGAAAAGCUAGUCAGAAGAAAAUGAAAAAAAGGAAGUCAGAUGACGUAACAGCAGAAGAGAAGAAAACAGAUGAAGUGUCCAAAAAAAAGAUAAAAAAAGAAGAUAAAAUAAUUCCUAAACUGAAUGAUAAUAGCAACAAAGCCAAUGAUCCUGCUUAUAGAAAAGCUAAAAAUGAUUAUAGUAUCGCGAAAGAUCCCAAAGCGUCAGAAGUUUUCAAAAGCAUUUUUACCACUCAUAAAUCCGCCACAGAGCAGGAUAGAGCGCAUUGGGUUACUUAUAAUCCAUUUUAUAAUUAAUGUAUAUAAAAUAGGUAUAAAAAUUGUCUUUUCAAAGAAAAUGUA
Molecule: messenger RNA, 1214 nt
Organism: Pogonomyrmex barbatus (red harvester ant)
Lineage: Eukaryota; Metazoa; Arthropoda; Insecta; Hymenoptera; Formicidae
Product: replication termination factor 2
Biological process (GO): mitotic DNA replication termination
Cellular component (GO): nucleus
Source: RefSeq, a predicted model, not a curated record